UUUUAAAGCAGCAAACAAUAGCUGCAAUUUCAUCAUCGAUUGAUGCUGAUAAUCAGGAAUCUUUUAUUCCAUCCGAUUGUGAUUUAAUGGACGACAAUCAACAAUCUCAACAGCCUAAACAACAACAAAAACCACCGAAUCAAUGGCAUAUACUUGAAGGAAUUAAAAAUGGUCAUCAACCACCAGAUGAUAAAACUAUUGAACCUAAACCACCAUUAUUCACUGGUUAUAUAUUAAAACGUCGGAAACGACCUUUAAAAGGUUGGCAUAAACGAUAUUUUCAUCUGGACAAUGGUAUACUAUCAUAUGCAAAAAAUUACAAUGAUUGGCAAAAACAGAAAUUACAUGGUUCGACCGAUAUCGGAUUAUCAGUUAUUUCAUGUAAACCAUCUAGUCGUCGUAUCGAUAUUGAUUCAGAUUCGGGAAUCUUUCAUUUGAAAGCUAAAAAAGAAGAUUUCAAUCAAUGGGUGCAUGCAUUACGGACACAUCGAUUAGCACGACAACAUGAAAUUGCAUUCGGUGGUGCACAUAAUCAUGAUCAUCCUACACUAGCUUCAAUCACAGAAGAUUCAAUAAAUUCACCACCAUUUUCCCUUCAACAAAAUCGGCUGAAAAGUCAAACAUCUUUAACCAGUCCGAUGUCCCUUAAACAAAAAUGUGAUAAAUUGUCUUCACAAUCAUCAUUGUUGUUAAUCAAUCAAUCCAAUUCAAAUGUAACUAAAAUACAGGAAAAAUUGGUUAAAUUAAGUUCAUUGAUUAAAUUUAUUGAAACGACACCUGGAAACGGAUCGACUGGCGUUCCUUGUGUCGAUGAUCUUGAAACUUAUAAAUGUACGAAAAAAUUAUCAAAACUUCGACGUUUUCAUCUACAUCGAUCGAAAAAUAAAAAUAAAUCCAAAGAUCUUGAUCAAUUUGGACGUCCUAAAUUAUUGUUACAGCAACAAUCAUUUUUAAGUGUUUCACAUCCAUCAUUAACCGAUGAUGAUCUAACGGCUGCUACUACUAAUUGCGCUAAUCAAUCAAUUACAGCUAUGAACAAGAAUGCUGCUAUGAAGGAGUUUGUUCAAUUGGCUAAUGAAAUUAAUAAUAAUUUUCGACAUUUAUUGAAAUCGAUACAAGAAAUCAAGUACGAUGACAAACAAGAUGAUAAUAAUGAAGAACGAUUGAAAUCAAUACAAACUCCAUUCGAUAAAUCUAUACUUAAUCAUGGAGAUGGUGAAGAUGAAGAUGUAUUCAUUAGUAGUGAACAACAAUCGCCUUAUCAUCGAACAUAUUCGAUGGAUGAAACGUCUGUGAUGAGUAUUUCCGAAUAUCAUGAUGCUGAAGAUAAUGUCAGUUUUGUUGGUCAACCAACUCGUUCAUCCGAUGAUUAUAAUUCGUCAUCAUCUUCAUCUUCAAUCGAUGAUGAAGAUGAUGAUGAUGAAAGUAUUGUUACUGAUUUUAGUGAAGAUAGUCAUAAACAAAAUGGUUGCCUAAAACCGGAACAGCAAGUGGCAGUUAAACGUCGGACCCAAUUACCAAGUGCUGAACCUACAAAUGAUAUUAGUUUAUGGAGCUUGUUGCGAAAGAAUAUUGGUAAAGAUUUAUCUAAAAUAUCCAUGCCUGUUACGAUCAAUGAACCAUUGAAUUUAUUGCAACGAUUAUGUGAAGAGUUGGAAUAUUGUGAAUUGUUAGAUAUGGCUGCAGCAAUGAUCGAUGAUCCUUGUCAACGAAUGCUGAUGAUGGCUGCAUUUGCAAUUUCAUCGUAUAGUUCAUCCUAUUAUCGUGUUGGUCACAAACCAUUCAAUCCAUUACUAGGUGAAACAUAUGAAUGUGUUCGUGAUGAUAAAGGCUUUCGUUUCAUUGGUGAACAGGUUAGCCAUCAUCCUCCGAUAUCCGCUUGUCAUGCUGAUUCAAAAAAUUAUGUUUUUUGGCAAGAUAUGCGAGUGAAGACAAAAUUCUGGGGUAAAUCAAUGGAAAUCAUUCCGAUAGGAACAGUGAAUGUUAUAUUACGACCAUCACAAAGUCAUUAUCAAUGGAAUAAGAUAACCACUUGCGUGCAUAAUCUAUUCAAAGGUGAACGUUAUGUUGAUAUCUAUGGUGAACUUACGAUAACCGAAAUGGGCAAUGAUCGUAAUGAUAAGUUAACCUGUAAGAUAACAUUCGACAAAGCUAGCUAUUGGUCGAGUAGUCAAAAUGAAAUUCAUGGUAUGGUUAUGAAUAAUCGUGGUCAAAUUAUUGAACGUAUACGAGGUCGUUGGAAUGAAUCAGUUUAUGUAGGAUCCCGUUGUAUAUGGCGUGUCGGUACAAUGCCUGAUAAUUAUGAAGCAUACUAUGGUUUUACUCGAUUCGCUAUUGAAUUGAAUGAAUUACUUGAUGAGGAAAAACCUUGGCUUCCACCUACAGAUACACGAUUUCGACCAGAUCAGCGUGCUCUAGAAGAAGGUGAUGUUCAACGAGCCGAAACAAUCAAAUCAGAACUUGAACAACAGCAACGUGAACGACGUAAAAUGCAGGAAAUGAAUGGUGAAACACCUAUGCCACUUUGGUUUAGGAAACAACUAAAUGGUUAUAAAGAUAAUGAUGAAGCUGAUAUUUAUAUAUUCAACAAUCAAUAUUGGGAUUCAAGAGCUCAUCAUUUUGAUGGAAUUGAUUUUGCUAGAUUAUGGUAGAGUUUGAAUAAUGAUUCUAGUCAAUUGAUAAUGGGGUAUACUCGUACACAUUCAGACCAUCCUUAAU
Molecule: messenger RNA, 2718 nt
Organism: Dermatophagoides pteronyssinus (European house dust mite)
Lineage: Eukaryota; Metazoa; Arthropoda; Arachnida; Sarcoptiformes; Pyroglyphidae
Product: oxysterol-binding protein-related protein 3-like
Cellular component (GO): cytosol; perinuclear endoplasmic reticulum; plasma membrane
Molecular function (GO): cholesterol binding
Source: RefSeq, a predicted model, not a curated record